AUGGCCGAUGCCUGCGGGUCCCCAUCUUGCCAAUCCUGGGCUCCACGCGGGGAUCUAUUUGAUCAGCUGAAAACAUGGGAUCGGCAAUUAGGAGCGGACAGUGCGUCAAGCAGCAGCCAGCAGCCAGCGGCAGAGGCAGAGGGCAACAGCGCAGGCUCAUCAGACGCCCCUUGUCACGGCGCUGCCGGCCUUCUCUCUUUUUCCCUCUCCCUGUCCUGUCUCCCCCGGCUGGGCGAGGUUCCAGUUUUCGACCUCGUGACCUCGCCGUGGGAUUGGGCAGGGGUGAAGGCGUCUUUAUUCAGCUUCGUAUUGGUGCUGCGCUGCAAUGAGACGAGACGAAGGAGGCGGGCCGAGCGACUCAGCAGGCUGCCGGUGAGAGUGGCGCGAGGGCCGGCGCCGAGGCUUUGGCAGGGCCCCCAGCUAAAGGCGGUAAACACCCGGCCGUUGACAUUUCGGGAGUGGAUCCGGGUCGGCCAGGGCGCGUCGCCCUAUUGGGUCUCAGUUAGUGUGGCCCGUGCCACGCACCUAAGACAAAAAGAAAAGUAG
Molecule: messenger RNA, 546 nt
Organism: Diaporthe citri
Lineage: Eukaryota; Fungi; Ascomycota; Sordariomycetes; Diaporthales; Diaporthaceae
Exons: 1
Coding region: 1-546 (181 amino acids)
Source: RefSeq, a predicted model, not a curated record